This is a messenger RNA of Daucus carota subsp. sativus, 1779 nucleotides long. RefSeq names its product pentatricopeptide repeat-containing protein At2g13420, mitochondrial. The transcript has a single exon. NCBI's taxonomy places the organism in Eukaryota, Viridiplantae, Streptophyta, Magnoliopsida, Apiales, Apiaceae. Gene Ontology annotation, molecular function: protein binding. The coding region runs from base 75 to 1613 and encodes 512 amino acids. The record is from RefSeq and is a predicted model, not a curated record.
CGCAGUCUCGCACAAAUCGGACGAUGGAAGUAAUUACAUGAAAGAAAAGUGAGAUCGAAACGGAGAAAGCAGCGAUGUCUUGUUCUCUUCCAUUUCCAACUCGUCACUCAACUCGCUUGACUCGCUUCUUCUCUUCAACCCCAUCAAAACCCCAGCUCAUUCCAUCUCUCCAACCCUCAAACGACGCCGAUUUGAUCUCCCAAAUCCUCCUCCAGCACCACAACCCAUUCCACUCAAUGGAAUCAUCUCUCCAGCUCCACGGCAUCUCUCUCUCUCCCACUCUCCUUCACCAGACCCUCCUGCGUCUCCACAGCUUCUCCAAAGUGGCCUUCGCGUUCUUCUCGUGGGCUAAAACGCAGCCGUUUUGUGUCCCAGAUGCUGUGGCGUAUAACAUUGUGAUUGAUAUAUUGGGGAAAGUGAAGCAGUUUGAUGUUGCGUGGCAGUUGGUUGUGGAGAUGGAUCAGGUGGGGAGAAGACCCGGGAGGAAUACUUUUAGGGUUUUGAUUCGGAGGCUGAUUGCUGGGGGGUUUACGAGGCAGGCGAUUAGGGUUUUUGAGGAUAUGGGUUGUUUUGUUGUUGGUGAGGAUGACGAGGGGUGUUCCGAUAUGAUUUAUUUGGUCGAUACGCUUUGUAAGUAUGGGUAUGUGAAGGUUGCGACGGAGGUUUUUAAUAGGAAGAAGAUGGAGUUUGGGGUUAAUGAGAGGGUUUAUACUGUUUUGAUUGAUGGGUGGUGGAAGGUGAAUAAUCGGAAGAUGGCGGAGAGGUUUUUCGGGGAGAUGAUUGAGGUUGGGAUUGAGCCGAAUGUGGUUACGUAUAAUGUGGUUUUGAAUGGGAUGUGUCGGAGGAGGAGUUUGCAUCCGGAGGAGAGGUUUGAGAGGACGGUGCAGGAUGCGAGGAGGGUGUUUGAGGAAAUGCGUGACAGGGGGGUUGAGCCGGAUGUGACGAGUUACUCGAUUUUGCUUCAUGUGUAUAGUAGGGCGCAUAAGCCGGAUUUGUCGUUGGAUAUGUUGAAGGAGAUGAGGAGGGAGGGGAUUUGUCCAAGUGUGGCAAGUUAUACUAGUGUUGUGAAAUGUCUUUGUUCGUGUGGGAGGGUGAAGGAAGCGGAGGAGUUGGUUGAGGAGAUGGCGGGUAAUGGGGUGGCGCCGUCUGCGGUGACUUAUAAUUGUUUUUUUAAGGAGUAUAGGGGGAGGAAAGAUGCGGAUAGUGCUUUGGCUUUGUAUAGGAAAAUGAAGGGGAUUUCUUUAAGUUUGCCUAGUAUGCAUACUUAUAAUAUAUUAGUUGGGAUGUUCGUGAAGUUGAAUAGGAUGGAGAUUGUGGAAGAGAUUUGGGAUGAUAUGAAAGUGAGUGGGGCAGGACCUGAUUUGGAUUCCUAUACUUUGUUGAUUCAUGCAUUGUGCGAGAAAGAUAAGUGGAAAGAAGCUUGCCAAUUUUUUGUAGAAAUGAUAGAGAAAGGCAUUCUUCCACAGAAAGUCACGUUUGAAACACUUUACAAAGGAUUAAUACAAUCUGAUAUGUUGAGAACAUGGAGAAGGCUGAAGAAAAAACUCGAGGAGGAAUCAAUAAGUUUUGGUUCGGAAUUCGAGCAAUAUCACUUGAAGCCAUAUAGGAGGUAAUACAAAAUAGUAUCAUGAUGAGGUACCGUGUACAUUUUUUAUUGCAACUAAUGUAUACCAAUUAUGUAAUUGAAUGGAGAACAGUCAAUGUUCUGCUCACUUGUAUGUGAUUCCAGCAGCAGCUUUUAAGAGAUUACUAAUGCAACAUUUCUGUUCCUUUUUUGUA